UUAGGUUGUUAGAAAGUUAAUGGCUGGGGGAAAGAGAACCUCCUCAACCGUAGCUUCGGGAGAGUUUCUGGAUUCCCUGAAGUAAAACAACGCAAAUAGCCGGAAGGAAAGAGUCUGGACGGACGGUUUACGUCAACAACUCGCUCGUUAACCCACGUAUCGUGAAAAUAAUUAUGCAGGAUGCAGUAGCCGGGACGGCAAUGCUGACGGACGGCUUCGAGGACGAGAUUGACUCGGUGACUCCUCGCUCCCCAGUGGCAGGGAUGGGGGUAGGAGCGACACCAGGAGGAGUCGGGCUAGGGGGCAUUGGGAUUGGUGUGGGUGGAAAGAAAGUACGCUUGUACGGCGAACCUGGCGGGCCUUCCGCGGACAGACUGGAUUUCAAACUGGCGGCCGCGGCCGUCCUCUCAUCGGGUCCGGGAUCCGGCAGCGACGAAGACGAGGUUUCAGAGGUUGAGUCCUUCAUUUUGGACCAAGAGGAUCUGGAUAACCCCAUCAUGAAGACAGCAUCAGAGUUACUUUUGUCUAGCGCAACAGACGGAGUUGAUUUGAGGACUGUAGAUCCAGAGACACAGGCCCGGCUUGAAGCGCUACUAGAAGCUGCAGGCAUCGGUAAACUGUCCACUGCCGAUGGUAAAGCUUUUGCAGACCCUGAGGUGCUGCGACGACUGACGUCAUCUGUGAGUUGUGCCCUGGAUGAAGCUGCAGCUGCGCUGACUCGUAUGAGAGCUGAAAACACACUCAACGCUGGCCAAGCUGACAAUCUGGUUAUUUUCAGCCGUAGUUUAGCGGAGGCGUGCUCAGACGGGGACGUCAAUGCUGUGCGCAAAUUGCUGGAUGAGGGACGAAGCGUCAACGAGCACACAGAGGAAGGGGAGAGCCUGCUAUGUCUUGCCUGCUCGGCUGGCUAUUAUGAACUUGCACAGGUUUUGUUGGCAAUGCAUGCCAAUGUGGAGGACCGAGGUAUUAAAGGGGAUAUAACGCCUCUCAUGGCUGCUGCUAGCGGAGGAUACGUGGACAUAGUCAAACUGCUUCUGGUACACGGAGCAGAUGUAAAUGCACAGUCCUCCACAGGUAACACGGCUCUGACGUACGCAUGUGCCGGUGGAUUUGUGGAUGUGGUGAAGGUGCUGCUAAAAGAGGGUGCUAACAUCGAAGACCACAAUGAGAACGGACACACACCUCUAAUGGAGGCAGCCAGUGCUGGCCACGUCGAGGUGGCUAGGGUACUCCUCGAGUAUGGCGCAGGCAUUAACACUCAUUCCAAUGAGUUCAAAGAGAGCGCUCUCACACUUGCCUGCUACAAAGGUCACUUGGACAUGGUGCGUUUUUUGUUGGAGGCUGGAGCAGACCAGGAACAUAAGACUGAUGAGAUGCACACCGCACUGAUGGAGGCCUGCAUGUCCCAGGAUGGCCAUGUGGAGGUGGCACGGCUGCUGUUGGACAGCGGUGCACAGGUCAACAUGCCAGCGGAUUCUUUUGAGUCGCCUCUUACCCUUGCAGCUUGUGGAGGACACGUGGAGCUGGCAGCCUUGCUAAUAGAGAGAGGAGCCAACUUGGAGGAGGUUAAUGAUGAGGGCUACACCCCCUUAAUGGAAGCAGCAAGAGAAGGGCAUGAAGAGAUGGUAGCUCUACUGCUUGCUCAAGGUGCUAACAUCAAUGCCCAGACAGAAGAGACCCAGGAGACUGCUCUAACGCUAGCAUGCUGUGGAGGUUUCUUGGAAGUGGCGGACUUCCUUAUCAAAGCUGGGGCUGACAUUGAGUUGGGCUGCUCCACUCCUCUCAUGGAAGCAGCACAAGAAGGCCAUCUGGAUCUGGUCAAAUAUCUACUGGCUGCAGGCGCAAACGUUCAUGCCACCACAGCGACAGGAGACACAGCUCUGACAUACGCGUGUGAGAAUGGUCACACGGAUGUAGCGGAUGUACUACUACAGGCUGGAGCCAACCUGGAACAUGAGUCUGAAGGGGGGCGGACACCCUUAAUGAAGGCAGCAAGAGCGGGGCAUCUCUGUACAGUGCAGUUCCUUAUCAGCAAAGGUGCUAAUGUGAACAGAGCUACCGCCAAUAAUGAUCACACAGUGGUGUCUCUGGCCUGUGCCGGAGGACAUCUGGCUGUGGUGGAGUUGCUGUUGGCACAUGGGGCAGACCCUACACACAGACUCAAAGAUGGCUCCACAAUGUUGAUAGAAGCUGCUAAGGGUGGCCACACUAACGUCGUGUCCUACCUGUUGGACUAUCCCAACAACAUUCUGUCUGUACCAGCCCCUGAUCUCUCCCAGCUCACUCCCCCCUCGCAAGAUGCUUCUCAGGUUCCUCGCGUCCCAUUCCAAGCUCUCGCCAUGGUGGUCCCCCCUCAAGAGCCUGACCGAGCCCCAUCAAACAUCGCAACACCCCCACCUGUCUCCAGCAAGGGUGUGUCCAAACCGAGACAGGCAGCACUUCAGCCCGGUGUCUCCAGUUCCAUGGGCAGGGGGCCUGAAGCAGAGCCUCUGCCACCCUUUCACCUGUGCCAGCCUCUGGAGUGCAUUGUGGAGGAGACGGAGGGAAAGUUGAACGAGCUAGGCCAGCGGAUCAGCGCUAUUGAAAAAGCCCAGCUUCAGUCACUAGAGCUUAUCCAAGGGGAACCACUCACCAAAGACAAGAUUGAGGAGCUGAAGAAGAGCAGAGAGGAGCAGGUUCAGAAGAAAAAGAAAAUCUUGAAGGAGCUGCAGAAGGUGGAACGCCAGUUGCAGCUAAAAACACAGCAACAGUUCACCAAAGAAUACAUGGAGGCAAAGGGCUUAAAGGAGGACCAAGAGGCUGGACAGAGCCAAGGCCCGGGCCCUGGGCCUGGAAGUACAAUUCCUGGUCCCCUUUCCAUUAUGCCAGGUGCCCAAGUACACACAAGCUCUGACACAGACGAGGAGACCAACAAAGAUGGGGACGAAGACGACUUGCCUGGCGAGGAUGGAGAAGAUGAUGAGGACGAUGAAGACGACGACGAUGAAGACGAUGAUGAUGAGGACGAUGAUGGGGAUGAGGAGGAAGGUUCAGAGGAAGAGGCAGAUGGAGAUGAGGAUGAUUACACCAAGCUUCCUCAAGUGGGCACAAUCCUUUACAGAGAUGGACCACAGCCUCCUCAGCAGCCCCCACUGCCCCCUUCACCGCAGGCCCAACCCCAGCCACCGCCUCCACCUCUUCAUGCAGCCUUUGUUCCUGUCCAGCCUCUGCCGGAAUACAACCCUGCAGACUACCCAGGAAGUACUUGCCCUGACCUCCAAAGGGUACUGGUAGGCCAACAGAUGCUGGGCCAACAGCAGCAGGGCCAAGGUCAACAGUUAUCUGGGUUAGGUCCUGGAAUGAUUCCUCAGCAGCCCCCGGAUGGUCUCAUGGUUGCCACACCUGCACAGACGCUCACUGACACGCUGGAUGACAUCAUGGCAGCUAUGAGCAGCCGCGUGCCCAUGCUUAACACAACCACCUCACCCACUCCCUUGUCCCAACCGCCCACACAGACGUCUGCUAACAUCUCCUCGCCACCAUCUGUGCUCCCCCUCUACCCCUCGGUUGACAUUGAUGCACACACGGAGAGUAACCAUGACACAGCGUUGACACUGGCAUGCGCAGGAGGGCACGAGGAGCUAGUGUCUGUCCUCAUUGCACGGGGAGCCAACAUUGAGCACCGCGACAAAAAAGGCUUUACCCCUCUCAUCCUGGCUGCUACCGCUGGCCAUGUUGGCGUUGUGGAAGUGCUCCUCGACAAAGGGGGUGACAUCGAGGCCCAGUCUGAAAGAACCAAAGACACACCUCUCUCCUUGGCCUGCUCUGGGGGACGACAAGAGGUUGUCGAGUUGUUGCUGUUACGGGGAGCCAAUAAGGAACACCGCAAUGUUUCAGACUACACACCUUUGAGCCUUGCUGCCUCAGGCGGUUAUGUUCACAUCAUCAAGAUACUCCUCAAUGCUGGAGCCGAAAUCAACUCCAGGACCGGCAGCAAACUAGGAAUCUCUCCCCUGAUGCUGGCAGCGAUGAAUGGUCACGUACCGGCAGUGAAGUUGUUGCUGGAUAUGGGCUCAGACAUCAACGCCCAAAUUGAGACCAACAGGAACACGGCUCUGACCCUAGCCUGCUUUCAGGGGCGGGCUGAGGUUGUUAGUCUGCUGCUCGAUCGCAAGGCUAACGUUGAACAUCGUGCUAAGACUGGUCUCACUCCUCUGAUGGAAGCGGCUUCAGGGGGUUAUGCCGAGGUUGGCCGUGUUCUUUUAGAUAAAGGUGCUGAUGUCAAUGCUCCACCAGUUCCCUCAUCCAGAGACACUGCUCUCACCAUUGCUGCUGACAAGGGUCAUUACAAGUUUUGUGAGCUGCUUAUCAAUAGGGGAGCCCAUAUUGAUGUACGCAACAAGAAAGGAAAUACGCCUCUAUGGCUGGCAGCAAAUGGCGGUCAUUUUGAUGUGGUCCAGCUCUUGGUGCACGCCAGUGCCGAUGUGGAUGCAGCAGAUAACCGCAAAAUCACACCUCUCAUGGCUGCUUAUCGCAAGGGUCAUGUAAAAGUGGUGCAGUACCUUGUCAAGGAAGUCAACCAAUUCCCAUCAGAUAUCGAGUGCAUGAGAUUCAUAGCCACCAUUGCUGACAAGGAGCUGUUGAAGAAGUGCCACCAGUGCAUGGAGACCAUUGUCAAAGCCAAAGACCAACAAGCAGCUGAGGCCAACAAAAACGCGAGCAUUCUCCUCAAGGAGCUAGAUCUUGAGAAGUCUCGAGAGGAGAGCAAAAAGCAGGCUCUGGCUGUCAAGCGAGAGAAGCGCAAGGAGAAACGCAAGAAGAAGAAAGAGGAGCAGAAGAGGAAGCAGGAGGAAGAGGAGGGCCAGAAAACCAAGGAGGACUUCUCGGAUAUGCAGGAGCUGAAGGAAGAUUCCGCAGAAGAAACAGAGGUUCCUAUUGAGCCUCCCAGUGCAACUACCACCACCACCAUCGGUAUAUCUGCCACCUCAACCACUUUCACCACAGUUUUUGGUAAGAAGAGAGCAAGUGUAGCCACGACCCCAAUUACCAACCGCAAGAACAAAAAGAACAAGACCAAGGACUUGCCAAAUGAAUCGAUAAUAUUACAGGAUCCGCAGGUUGCACUUGCACAGCACAAGGCUGACAAAAACAAAAUCCAUGGUGAACCUCGAGGUGGAGGGGGAAUGGCAGGUGGCAACAGUGAUUCUGACCCUUUGGAUAGUACCGACUGUGCAAGUGAAAGCAGCAGCAGUGGAGGGAAGAGCCAGGAACUCAACUACCUCCCUGACCUCACCUCAUCCACGUCGUCGUCCUCUUCUUCCUCCUCAUCAUCUUCCUCUGCCCCUUCUUUGGGAGCCACCCAGUCCCAAGCUCUUGGAGUUGGUCCCGAAAAAAGACACUGUCCUCAGCCCCAAACUGAAGUCAAGUUGGACAAGGUCACGGUCUCCAUCUCAAAACCAACACAAAAAGCUCCAGACAUGAGCGACUCCACCUCAAACACUUUACCCUCUCCAUUCAAGACCAUGGCUCUUCCGGUUACCUCACCCAACAGUAAGCUCAGCCUUACGAGCCCCAAAAGGGGCCAGAAGAGGGAAGAAGGUUGGAAGGAAGUUGUCCGGAGAUCUAAAAAGCUUUCGGUGCCAGCCUCUGUCGUGUCACGUAUCAUGGGCCGUGGGGGCUGCAACAUCACAGCCAUUCAAGAUGUGACAGGAGCCCACAUCGAUGUGGACAAACAGAAAGACAAGAAUGGCGAGAGGAUGAUCACCAUUAGGGGAGGCACGGAGUCUACACGAUACGCAGUACAGCUAAUCAAUGCUCUAAUCCAAGACCCAGCCAAAGAGCUUGAGGAUCUGAUCCCUCGGAAUCACAUUAGAGCCCCAGGCUCAAAAAUGUCCUCGGCUUCUUUCUCCAGCUCUGCAGGGGGAGGCAGUGGUCCAAAUUCGGGGCCAAAGUCACUUAGCUCUCUGGUAACCUCUACUGGCAUGUCGUUCCAGCCUUCAUCAUCCACGUCGUCGUCCUCUUCUCAGGCCGGAAAGAUUGGGAAAGGCCUCUCAUCAAAUGUCAGACAACCUUUCCCGGUAUCUCUGCCCCUCGCGUAUGCCCACCCUCAGCUGGCCCUCCUGGCCGCUCAGACCAUGCACCAGAUCAGACACCCUCGGCUUCCCAUGGCCCAGUUUGGUGGCACUUUCUCUCCUGCAGCCAGCACCUGGGGACCCUUUCCUGUGCGACCCGUGAGUCCAGGCAGUGCUAAUAGCUCCCCCAAACAUAAUGGAGGCAGUGCCGCAGGCCAGGCAAGACCCAACACGACCCCAAGCGAGCAUAGCCACACUUCCAGCUCCGCAGCUUCAGUCACCACUACCAACACCAUGACCACCACCGCCACCAGUGCUCCCAACUCAUCUACGUCAGCAUCGCCUCACACCCCCAACCCCACCCCAUACAAUCCUCAGCCGAACAUUCCCACACCCUCUUCGGUCCGUAAACAACUCUUCGCCCCAGAUCCCAAGUUGGCUGCUGUCACCACCGUGUCUGUCGCCACAACUGCAACAAGUGGCGGAAAUGCAGUACGAGGCACAGGUUCGCCUGCACACCACAGUUCCUCUGCAACUGCAGCUCAUAGUUCCCAGCAGUCGGUGGGUUCCAUCUCACAGCCGGCUCUCCAGCAAGGUAAAAGUGAACCCAGUGCUGUUGUGACUCCAGGAAAAGAUAAGCCCCCUCAACAUGCUGAGAGUCAGCCAGUUUCUGCCAGCGAAACCAUCACUUCUGUCGGUUUUUCCACAGCGGCUAUGGCUUUGCCUCCCAAACAAGAGCCUCGGCAACAGUUGCCUCCCCUAUCCUCGUCUGUGUCGUCCACAGAGCCUCCCCCAGCGCUUCUCAACUCACAGCCCAGUUCCCAUCUCACCUCAGUACCUCCUCCGGUCCUCUCACAUAAUGUUGCACACCCCAACAACACAUUGCCACACUUCUCCGCCCCUGCGCCCAGAGUCUCCCAUCGUAUGCAGCCAUCAGGGCCUUACUAUUCCCUUCCUGAACAACAGCAGCAGCUGCAAACACAACAGCAGCCACAGUCUGUGUUUGUGCCCUUCAACCUUCAGCAAGAACCUGCUAAACAGACCCAAAACCAGACAUCCCAGCCAACCAGUUUGCCUCUGCAGGCUCAAGCCCAAGGCUCCCUUCAGGUCUCCGCUAAUCUUGGCAUGAUGAAUGGUUCCCAAAUUCAGCAUGUGGCCAACGCUGGCAAGCAAAUGCCGCCUAACUUUGGUCCUGCAGGCCUUUUCAAUUUCAGCAGCAUCUUUGAAAAUAACAACCAGGUGGGAAACAAUCAGGUGUGGGGUGCGUGCCAUCUUCCCGCUCGUUCACCUCCAGAGCCGUCAUACUCGGCCCCACCAGCCUACGUGAGCGUGGGCCAGAUGGAGAAUAUGAUACCGCCACCGCCUCCAGACAAUGCCAAAGCUCCUGGUUAUCGAUCUGCCUCUCAAAGGAUGGUCAACAGCCCCAUCGCAUUGACCAGCUAUGCCACCAGUAUCUCUGGGAGUCCAGUUUAUCUGCACGGUCAUACGGCUGUUGGCACGCCCUCAUUUAGCAGGCAGCACUUUUCACCACACCCUUGGAGUGCAUCCACAUCAGGUGAGUCUCCAGUACCACCUCCAACGGUGUCCACCUCCAGCCACUCCACCUCCGCUGUGGCCCCCCCACCCCAGCCCAAGCAAGGCGCCUCCUCACAGCAGGACCGGAAGGUUCCUCCACCCAUUGGCACGGAGCGGCUGGCGAGGAUCAGGCAGACGGGUUCGGUGAACCCCCCUCUCCUCACCACCAGCUACACGGCAUCUGUUGGGCAGGGCGGCAUUUGGUCGUUUGGUGUCGGGAGUGCUUCAGAGGGCAUGUCUGGUUGGUCGCAGCCCCUGAUGAGUAGUCACAUGAUGCAUCCUCAGCUGCAGGCUGAGCAGUCGGCCUUCUCUCAGCACCAGCCCAUGGAGCAGGAUGACACGGGCAUUGCUAACCCUGCUAACAACUUCCAUCACCCUCAGCACAUGCCCAACACGUACAUGGACUUCCCUAAAGGCAUGCCCAUGUCAAUGUACGGAGGAACCAUGCUGCCCCCUCAUCCACCUAUGGCCGAGGGCCCCGGGGGACCCAUGUACAAUGGCUUACAUGCUGGUGACCCCGCAUGGAGUCCCAUUAUCAAAGUGGUCCCAAACAACGCAGACAACGCUGACCCACAACAGCAGAUGUGGCCUGGUACCUGGGCGCCUCACGUGGGCAACGUGCACCUGAAUCACGUCAACUAGAAGGCUACAUCAAUAAAAAUAAAAAAACCAUGGCAUGACACACAGCGCAAACAUGGCUUGCCAACUGACGACUACGACUAAUUACGACAAAGAACAAAAGAGAGUACAGCAUAAUAACUUGAGUAUAGAACUGAGGGUGCAGAGUUGGAAAAAUUCAAAGUUCUCCUGAGCCCAUCCUUGACGUGCCUAUUUGAAACAAGAGGAGAUUGGGGAGUGUCCUGAUAAUUCAAACAAAAUAUGCGAUCGCCUGUUCAACAGAAACAAUUCUGUGCAUAGUUUAGCGAUUUUGACUUAAACCCGCAUACACGUUCUUUGGCUGCAGGGGGCUGAACCUGAAGUAGUUAUUUAAACUCGGCCCAGACCUAGAUGAUGAUUACCUAAAGAGAAAUCAGAACCUUUUAGAGUGGUAAAUACAUGUAUAAUUGUUUACAUACUAAAAAGGGUUAAAAUGAGAGUAAAUUUCAUGUCGUAUAGUGGCUCUACUUUAUGUAGCCUGUAUUAAUGUGAAAUAUUUACCUUAAUAUUCAAUAAAAAGAUUGAAAAGUA
Molecule: messenger RNA, 8813 nt
Organism: Nerophis lumbriciformis (worm pipefish)
Lineage: Eukaryota; Metazoa; Chordata; Actinopteri; Syngnathiformes; Syngnathidae
Source: RefSeq, a predicted model, not a curated record